ACCACCGCAACCUCGCAAAUGUUGAAGGGCUGGUCACCAUGGACGCAUCCGAUGACGAAGAUGAGCAAGUCAAGCUCGCUAUUGCAAUGUCUCUGCAAGAAAGCCCCAAUUCGACCGUCGCUACUGGCCCACAGCAGAAUCAGUACGCAUACAGUGAGGCCUUACCAAAAGAAAUCACUGAAAAGUCAGUUAUGACCGCCACAAGCAAUUCCAAACCCGAUCUUAAACAAAUGCACCUCGAACGACUCGCUCGAGAUGAGGCCAGGAAGGUCGAAACAAUGAGGGGAAAGAGACAGCGAUCUAUCUCCCCUCCUCCAAUAAAGCGCCACACGCCCGCGCCGUCAGAUCGAGAACUUAAGCGGCCGAAAACAAACUCAGUUCCUGAAGUCAUCGAUCUCGAUGCCGAUACAAGGGACCCAUCUCUGCGAAAACGCUCCUUGACAAUUCCCCCAACAACCCUUUCGAGCGUGUCUUCUGAAGCUCGCAAAUCGGCAUUAGAGUAUCCACUCGGUGUAACCAAGAGGACCUGGGCAUUCGGCCAUGAUAGGUCCAAUGAUAUCAAGAUUCAGGAAGUUCUGCAGAAGAACACUCUGACUUUCGCCGUUCUCAGCGCGUUCGACUGGGACAUCGAAUGGUUAUUGAGAAAGUUCGAAUUUCCCAGGACCAAGUUGAUCUUGGUCAUGCAGGCAAAAGGAAAAGCAGCACAAGACCAGCAUCGCAAAGAUGCUGAAGACCUUACCAAUCUAGAACUUUGUUUCCCAGACAUGUCAGGGCAAAUCAACUGCAUGCACAGCAAAUUAAUGCUGUUAUUUCACCCUACGCAUCUCCGUGUUGUGGUCCCGACCGCUAACCUGAACUCGUAUGAUUGGGGUGAGACGGGGAUCAUGGAGAAUUCUGUCUUUCUCGUCGACUUGCCCCGACGUUCUGGCAAAGAUGCCGACGCUGAGCUGACUCCCUUUGCUAAAGAACUUUUUCACUUUGUUCGGGCAAAAGGGCUGCCGGAGAAAGUUCUCAAAGGCCUCAAGAACUUCGACUAUUCCAGAACUAAUCAUCUGGCCUUCGUUCAUACAAUUGGAGGGUCUCACCAUGGCGAAGACCUCAAGAGAACCGGUAUACCCGGCCUUAGCAGAGCGGUCCGGAGUCUCAAUCUGGAAACCGACAAUCUAGAGGUCGACUUCACAGCGUCUUCCAUCGGGUCCUUGAACGACGCGUUUCUGAAGAAUGUUUACUUUGGUGCGAAAGGAGAGGCCCCGGCACAGAUCAUCGCCCGCGACGUACCGAAGGCAUUCCGCGACAAGUUUCGUAUCUAUUUUCCACUUCACGAAACAGUCCUGAAGACCAUAGGUGGGAUAGACAAUGCCGGUACGAACUGCCUGCAAGCUAGCUACUAUAGCAACAGUCGCUUCCCAAAGGAGUGCAUGCAUGAUUACAAGUCAAUCAGAACAGGAUUGCUAAGCCACAACAAGAUUCUGUUCGCUCGUGGCCAGCGCGUGUCAAGAGAUGGUCAUGCCACCAACGUGGCGUGGGCAUAUGUCGGCAGCGCCAACGUUUCAGAAAGCGCCUGGGGAAAGCUAUUGAUGGAUAAGUCCAAGAAGGCUGAGAAGUUGAACUGCCGGAACUGGGAAUGCGGCGUGCUCAUUGCGAUCCCACCAGCGAAGCUCAACACUUGCAAGACUCUCGAGGGCCUGGUCCCCAUGGACGUGUUUGCGGGACACGUCGAUGUACCCUUUGAGUAUCCUGGGGAGAAGUAUGGAGCAAAGAAGCCUUGGUUCUUCAUGGAGCGUCACUAACGUAGAACCUAUAAUUCUCACUUCUCUUCUUUUCUAUUUCUUAUGGCCAGUGCUACGUGUACGACCCCUUUUUGCUGCUUGUACGAUGUCCUUUUGCUGCACGUACGACACCCCCCCUAGCAGCCUCUUCACCGCGUUUUAAUUGGCUUGGAGGGCUCGGAUGUUCCUCCGGCCAUUCACUCUUACGUAUAUUUGCACGUGCAGCCUUUCCCUUUCAUCUACAGCCUUCCCAUUUUGUAUAGCUACGUGUAUAGCUACGUGUAUAGCUACGUGCCUACGUGCCUACGUGCCUAGGAGAAUGCCUAAACCGUCGAUUUCGCACCUAAUAGAGGCCCUCUCUCCAUCGCCCCUGGCCUACAAGCACCUACGUAAAGUCCUCAUUAACGAGAUCCUCCGCAUACUCAUCAAAG
Mytilinidion resinicola is the source of this 2200-nucleotide messenger RNA. Its product is annotated as phospholipase D/nuclease. Bases 39 to 1790 code for a protein of 583 amino acids. The transcript is spliced from 5 exons. Gene Ontology annotation, cellular component: nucleus. Gene Ontology annotation, molecular function: 3'-tyrosyl-DNA phosphodiesterase activity; double-stranded DNA binding; single-stranded DNA binding. Gene Ontology annotation, biological process: single strand break repair; double-strand break repair. The record is from RefSeq and is a predicted model, not a curated record. NCBI's taxonomy places the organism in Eukaryota, Fungi, Ascomycota, Dothideomycetes, Mytilinidiales, Mytilinidiaceae.